Molecule: messenger RNA, 790 nt
Organism: Cetraspora pellucida
Lineage: Eukaryota; Fungi; Glomeromycota; Glomeromycetes; Diversisporales; Gigasporaceae
Source: the annotation of a GenBank genome assembly
AUGUGCAAAAUUCCAAUGUUACCAACCGCACUUAGCAAAUCAAAUGAAUUUAUCCAUAAUGCUGCAACAUCAUAUUAUUGUAUCCCUUGUAAAGAAAAAUUUCAAUGUAAAAAGACAGACUCAAAGAAAGAUAAAAAGCUUUAUGAAAAACAAUUUAAACAAUCAGGUGUUCCAUUAUACGAACUCUAUUAUAUAUGUGAUUUUUUUGAUCUCAAUAAAAUUUAUGAUCAAUAUAAUUCAAUAUGUGAAUGUAAACUCACUAUUUGGGGACAUGUAAAAAUAUCUUCAAAUAUUGUUAGCUUAUUUGAAUUUGGUACAUAUCAAUUUUUAGAAGAAACUGAAAGAGAAACAAAUAAUAUAAAUGAGUUAAAGUUAGAUGAUAUGAAAAGAAUUAUUAAACUUUAUGAUGAUGAAAUUCUAUAUGAAGAACAAGAACUUUCAUAUAAUACAUUUACUUUAAAUGAUCUUCUUAAUAUAACAUUACAAGAUCAAUAUGUAAUAAAACAAAGAAAUAAAUCUUUUAUAAAAAUAGUUUCAAAGUUCAAUAUAUUUACUGGACAAGAUUCUCUUGAUGAUUUAUUUUCAUUUAGAAGAAAAGUAUAUAACAAUAUAGUUUUAGAAUAUCAAGAAAAAAGAUAUGCAUUAUAUAGGCAAUUUGCUGAUUUGAUUGCCUAUACUUAUGGAUAUAUAAUUGAUAUGUAUAGUAGAUAUCUUGAUAGUUGUGUUAAAUUUUUUAUAAAAUCUAAUAAUAAAAGAAUCAAACCAGGAGAUAUUCAAAAGUUCAUCAAUA